This is a messenger RNA of Cricetulus griseus (Chinese hamster), 1901 nucleotides long. NCBI's taxonomy places the organism in Eukaryota, Metazoa, Chordata, Mammalia, Rodentia, Cricetidae. The record is from RefSeq and is a predicted model, not a curated record.
GCCGGAAAUGAUCUCGCGCUGCCUAGGAAACAGGACGCGGCCCAGUAGUAGCCAAACCUGAGAGCCGCACCCACCCUGUCGCCAUGGAGCUUCCCUCAGGGCGGUGCGAGGAUCCUCGCUCUUGUGAUGAUGAGUCGGACCCGGAGCCAGACCCGGACCCUGACGUUCAGGCUGAGGCCUACGUAGCCCGCGUGCUCACCCCACCCAAACCUGGCCUGACCCCGCGGCGCUCGUCGCUGCAGUCCACGCUCUCCGCGUCCCUGGACGCGCCGGAGCGAAAGGCUGUCUCCAGAGUCCCGCCCGUGCGCCUGCCGGGCCUGCUGAGCCUUCCCCCGGAGCUGCUGCUGGAGAUCUGCGCCUACCUGGAUGCGCGGGUCGUGCUUCAUGUCCUGCCGUGCGUGUGCCAAGCACUGCACGACCUCGUGCGUGACCAUGUCACCUGGAGGCUACGCGCUCAGCGCCGCGUACGUGCACCCUACCCAGUGGUGGAAGAGGAGGACUUUGACUGGCCAACUGCCUGCAUCGAGUUGGAGCAGCACCUGGCCCGCUGGGCAGAGGAUGGACAGCGAGCUGAGUACUUCUGCCUGGCUGAUGGUCACUUUGCUUCCAUUGAUGCAGUGUUGCUGCUCCAGGGUGGGGCACUGUGUCUGUCAGGUUCCCGAGAUCGCAAUGUCAACCUGUGGGACCUACGACAUUUAGGGAAGGAGCCUAGCCGAGUUCUGGUGAAGGCCUUGGGCACCCAGGGCAAUAGCACACACCAGGGCUGGGUGUGGUCGCUAGCAGCACAGGACCACCGUGUGUGCUCCGGCUCUUGGGACAGCACUGUGAAGCUUUGGGACAUGCAGGCCGAUGGGCAGCAGUUUGGCGAGAUCAAGGGCAAGGCGGCCGUGCUGUGCCUCUCCUACCAACCUGACAUCCUGGUGACUGGUACUUAUGACAAGAAGGUGACCAUCUAUGAUCCCAGAGCUGACUUGGCCCUAGUGAAGAGCCGGAGGCUGCACUCAAGCGCUGUGCUAGCGGUGCUGGCAGAUGACAGGCAUAUCAUCUCGGGCAGUGAGGACCACAGUCUUGUGGUAUUUGAUCGCCGAGCCAAUAGUGUCUUGCAGCGGCUGCAGCUGGACUCCUAUCUGCUCUGCAUGUCUUACCAGGAGCCCCAGCUCUGGGCGGGUGACAACCAGGGCCUGCUGCACGUCUUCGCCAACCGAGAUGGUUGCUUCCAGCUUGUCCGGUCCUUUGAUGUGGGUCACCAGUCUCAGAUCACAGGGAUCAAACACUCUCUGGGGACUUUGUACACAACAUCUACUGACAAGACCAUUCGGGUUCACGUGCCCACAGACCCACCUAGAACCAUCUGUACCAGAAGCCACCACAAUGUGUUGAAUGGGAUCUGUGCUGAGGGCAACGUGGUGGUGGCUGCCUCUGGUGGCCUGUCAUUGGAGGUCUGGAGGCUGCUGGCCUAAACAGCUGGAUGGAUAUGCCUGGAUAUAUACUGCCUGCUGAGGCUGCACCUAGGCCUCAGCUCUGGAGGACCUUCCUGCGAUUGGUGCUGCUUCUGCCCUGCUCCACAGGCCUGGGGCAGAGGAAGCCCUAGGGCUGGGCCCACACCUGUGCCUGUGGAGGUGACAUUCUGGUUUUAGCCACACAGGGGGCUAUUCCCUACCUUCCACCCUUGGGUUGUUUUGUUUUGCUUGUUGAGAACAGGGUCUUAGUAACCCAGGCUGGCCUCAUACUCACUAUGAGGCAGGCCUUGAAUGCUUGAUUCUCCUGCCUAAGUCUCCAAGUGUUGGAAUAACAGGUGCACCACCAAACCUGGAUGAUCCCUGUUUUGUUAGGAUUUGGGUGCUUCUUUCCCACAGGAGAGUGAAGGAGAAAUAAAUGACCGACUGUGCAAUUGUUGGGAA